This is a messenger RNA of Vigna radiata var. radiata (mung bean), 1749 nucleotides long. RefSeq lists its product as uncharacterized. Gene Ontology annotation, biological process: peptidyl-lysine monomethylation; peptidyl-lysine dimethylation. Gene Ontology annotation, cellular component: cytoplasm. Gene Ontology annotation, molecular function: protein-lysine N-methyltransferase activity. Bases 787 to 1569 code for a protein of 260 amino acids. The transcript has a single exon. Lineage: Eukaryota; Viridiplantae; Streptophyta; Magnoliopsida; Fabales; Fabaceae. The record is from RefSeq and is a predicted model, not a curated record.
AAUAAGAAACAGGAAAACAUGAAUAAAAAAAAAAGAAAGAAAAAAAGCUUGUUGAUUAAUGAUGGGACAAGUUUUGAAAAGGGUAUGACGGGAAGUUGGUUUCAGAUUAAAAGAAAGGGGUGCUUCACACACAUAUAUAAGUAUUAAAUUCAAUUUAAGCAAGCAGCAUGUGUCAUCGGUUGAAGGAAUUUUUAUUUUUUUUUUUUGACUUUUAAAAGAGUGGCUGCAUUGUUUUUAUAGCAAAAAAAAAAAAAGGAAGAGGCAUUGUCUCAUCACAGACACCACACGCAUAAGGAAAAAGGGUUGAAUUUAAUUCAAUUGGUGCAGCGGCCCACAUGCAUGCAUUAUCUCCUUGGGCUGAAAUAGAAAACAUGAUAAUUAAAUAGAAGAGGUCCAGCAAGGCAUGAAAAGGGGGAGGGUAAUCUUCAAAAAAGAGGGUUGAGAGGUUUUCUGGAAGAAGAGGAAAAAGAACACAGGGGUGGAUAGUGAGCACGCUAGGCAUCAACCGCCACUCAAAGGAACGCCUACAGACCACACCUCCAUCAUCGGCACUUCGAGCCUCUCUUUUCUCAACUUCCAACGUUGUUCAACCUCUAGAUUAUUGGCCCCAUUGGAUCACCUUCGAGUUUGGGUCAUCGGAGCUCACCUCAUCACUACGCUACAAAGUGGUCUUGCCACAACGGUUCGAAUUCGCGGCUGUCUCCAGCGAGACCACCGCUCCGACGCCUUCUUCUUCCACGGGAGUAACGAAGCGCUCUUAGCCAAAUUCUCUUUUCUCUCUCUCCAAUGGCAGGAUUCCGUUUGCAACCAGAGAACUUCGACGUCUCGCAACAGUCUCGAGCGGUGGCUCUCGUCACUUCCGAUUUGAUCUCCGACGACAACCGCUCCGUAGCCGCCGACUCCUGGUCCAUCAAGAGCGAGUAUGUAAGCACUCUGGACGAUGACCAACUCCACGCCAACGCUGCCGAAACUCUCUCCAACGCCAGCCUUCGAGCUAACUCUGAUUACUGUUCUGAUAAGGACGAACCUGACUCUGAAACGAUCUCAACCAUGCUUGUAUUUCAGAGUCAUCGGGAUGUUGCAUAUGCGGACGAGCCUACAAAUUUUCGUAAAUAUGGGCAUUCUGGAGAAGUCGGUUUUGAAGUUGAUGUGAUGGAAGUUGUUGCAUCUUGGACAAAAGCCUUGUGUGUUGAAAUUUCUCAAGGUCGCAUGCUAAAUGAUGUUGAUGUUGUUACGGCUGAAGCUAGUGAACUGGAUGAUAAACUUUCGUCUAAUUGGAGUAUGUUAGAUAUUGGAACUGGCAAUGGUUUAUUUCUUCCAGAAUUAGCUAAACAAGGGUUCUCUGAUUUGACAACGAUUUUCUGUUCAUGGAGCUCCAUAGGCGCGAGGAUCAAAGUCUCUCCCGGCGGAAGAAGAAGAAACCUAUCGUGGUUUCUGAUUUGGAGAAUGAAAGAGGCCUCGGGCCUAGAUCAACAAAUACAAAGUGCAUAUCCAAUUCAAACGACAUUAUGGUUUUUCACCCCUGCACACUUUGCUCUUAUUAAAUUUUACUUUCUGCGUACCCCAUAAUUUUUAACCCCACAUCCUUAUGUUAUGUGCUUCAUUUUUUUUUCCCUAAAAAAUAAAAAAAUAACAAAAUAUAAAAAUAACAAAAAUAUUUUAAAGGUUUAAGCGUGUGUGCGAUCAUUCGCAUCAGCCUCGCGCUAAGACCUUUUUCCCUUUAUAAGAAAUAAAAAUAUUUUGAAAAGG